Messenger RNA from Bemisia tabaci, 1776 nucleotides. RefSeq lists its product as uncharacterized. The record is from RefSeq and is a predicted model, not a curated record. NCBI's taxonomy places the organism in Eukaryota, Metazoa, Arthropoda, Insecta, Hemiptera, Aleyrodidae.
UCGUGCUCUUCCCAUCAAAGCGUAAAACACCACUCGCAAAAGCACAAUAAACGAAAUGGUGAGUCAGCUGGGUAGCUAGUCGACGCCUCCGAGAAGCUGACCACUGCCUGUGAUGUAUCGCGACUUGUAGACUGAUUCGCGGGUGUGAUAAAUCGGCAAUUAGCUAAUGCGAUUUUAAUCCCCGCCGGGAUUCUCAAACCACUGAUAAGACCGAGUCUUCUUACGUUCACUUAUUGUUCUCUCCAUAAUUUCCGUACGCAAUUUCGUUUUUUACACGCUUUACUAUCCAGAAAUCCGAGUGAUUGAGAUUAUGUGAUGUCACUUGAUACCGCAACAAGUCGCUUCAAAAUGGUGUCGUUUUCGUUGCUUCAAGUUUUUGCCCUGAUUAUUGCGGCCUGCGCAGGAGCUGACGAUUUUGAUUCCAGCCAACAACCGUCAAUCUCAGCUACAUCGUCCAUUAAUUUAGCCAAAUCAGGUGCUCCUCAAGGAUCAUGGCAAGCAGGCGCCUACAAUGGAAACUACUACGCCCCUCCCAGACCACCUAACUAUCCUCAUAUGCCAUACAAUUCACUCAAUAAUUUAUACACUUACACAAGUUACUUGCAGCAAUACAUAGCUCAACUUCAGGCAAUCAUUCAACGGCAAAUUGAAGCUCAAAGGCAAUCUGUUGCAAACUAUGUCUCGAGCUCGGUGGCACCACUGACGGGCGGAGUUCAGGGCGCCAUGGCCGGCGGCUUCGUGGGGCCGAACGGAGGAGGCCAUGGGGAGGCGAGUCUCCUCCCUUACCCGACCAACGCCCAGGGGGGCCCCAUCCCCGCGGGCCCCGGGCUGCAACACCCCGGCGCACCCAACUAUCACGCAGUGUUCUCUUCCGCCUCCAGCAGCUCCAGCGACGUCAACGGAGAACACAAACAAGAGCACUCGGCCACUUUCGGCGUUAACAAUAAUGGCCAAGUCACAACGUACACGGCACACAGUCCCUGACCCGUGGUGUGAUCAUAAACGUAGCAGAUAAAACUCAGUGGAGCUCAGUUGAGAAGGGGAGGGGGAGGAGAUUAGAGAGGUCGCUGCCCGUAAAAAUGCAGCAAGAGGUUUUUUACACGCCUACCUGUUAUCUAAUAUUGACAAACUUCAUACUGUAUGUUACUUUCAAUUGAUUCCCCUCGCAUGAGAAACUGAUACCUGCAAAAAUCGUACAAAUCGGAUAUCUUGAUGGUAACCAAAGAAAUGAAAUGAAAAGAAAUGGUGGGUAAACAGUCAUGAAUAGUUUCGGCAAAUCACCGAAAAUGUUUAAUAUGCUUGUUAUAAACUUUAGAGGGUAGACAUGGUUUUUCGUUCUUACCUUUUUUUGUAAUAUUUUAUUGUGCUGCCAAUUGAGGGGCUUGGAGGACAAGGCGCAUAAGUGCAGUUUUUGAAAAAUUGAGAUAUUAAUACUUUCAAGUAAAUUUAGUCUUACUUAAUGCAUAUUCUUUACAAAAUAUUCGAUUCCAAAUUCCAAUUUUUAAGCAUUAGAAAGUUAGUUUGAACUUUCUUUCCGCCACAAGGAUCCAUGUAAUUUCGAAAUUUCAAGCAUGUACUUCUCGAAAUAGCAAACUAUGCGCCUUGUCCUCCAAGCCUUUCAAUUAUUUAUUUACUCCUGUAUGUAUUAUUUUAUUGAGCUGAGGGGGAGAGUAUAAAGAGAGAAGUAGGCUCACGAUAUCCUUCCCUAAACGUGUAAAACUUUCGUAUUUAAUUUUACUAACACUCACUUUAAAGUAAAAACUUUUAUAAAAUAUU